Messenger RNA from Diplodia corticola, 438 nucleotides. RefSeq lists its product as uncharacterized. The record is from RefSeq and is a predicted model, not a curated record. The transcript has 3 exons. Lineage: Eukaryota; Fungi; Ascomycota; Dothideomycetes; Botryosphaeriales; Botryosphaeriaceae. Gene Ontology annotation, molecular function: calcium ion binding. Bases 1 to 438 code for a protein of 145 amino acids.
AUGCAGUUCUCUACCCUCCUGGCUCUCCUCUCCGCCGUCGCUCCCUUCGCGGCUGCCGACUGCUGCAGUGCAGUUGGUUACUCUGGCGCCCUUGCUAGCAAUGGUCAGCCUUGCGCGGACGGCACCAAGGGAACCCCGUGCUGCGGCUACGGCUCAUGCAACGCCUUCUGCUGCGCCUGCAAUGGCGGUUGCCGCACGGCCUCCGCCAAGCGCGACUCCGGAAUGCUCAAAGUCGUCGUUCGCGACCAAUCCAACGACGCGGAGGAUGUCGAGGCGUUCAAUGCGGCUACGGCUGGCGGCACUGAGCCUCUGACCGUGCAGAGGUACACUUCGUACAUGAACGCCUCCGCCGACGACCAGACCUACGUCGAUUGGUUCAACAAGCAUGACAAGAACGGCGAUGGAGUUCUCAGCCUCGAUGAGGUCCGCCUCGACUGA